GUGCAUUAUUAAACAACACGAUGUCUUGUAACCCAUUUCGGCAAUGAACCUCACGACGACUAGUUCUUUACGAACUUUAGUGUUCCCGUCUACUGAAUUCAGAUAAUGUUCGGUAUGCUUUAUACCGGCCAACUGAGCCUACCCCGUGUAGAUCCCCCAACCCCGCGAACGCUUGACUUGACCUGGAGAACUGGGCCCGUUCAACAGCCGGCAAUUUAUCCAUCAAUGUAAUCUUCAUCGUUGCGUGCGUCCGACCCGGGACAAGAGCUGCAGCUAGUAUAAACUAAACGAACUAUAAAAUGAUAGAAGAUGUCUACGAGAGUUCUGCAGGUACUCUGCAAUGUUUCGCUCUUCGUGCUGGGGAGCAGUGCUGCUCUUUGUAGCUGCAGUUCCAAUUGCAGAAGGGAAAAUCGAUCGCAAACCUAUUGUCAGGCAAUUCAAUUUGCACUUGAAUGAGUCGCAUGUUUACAGCCCCAUUCAAGUCGGCAACGGUGAUUUUGCCUUUGGAGUGGACGUCACAGGCCUUCAGACAUUCGUUCCCCACAACACGCUCUCCUCAUGGGGUUGGCAUAAUUCAUCGUUGCCCACCACACCAGGCCAGACUUCGCCUGAAGACUUCACUGGUCUUGACUGGUGGACACACGAUCGAUUGAUCAACUAUGCCCAACCUAACCCGGCCCAAAAGGACAUCAGCCAAUGGAUGAUUGCAAAUCCCCAUAAGAUCAAUCUUGGGCGGAUUGGGCUCUCAUUCGGAGGGCUCAAUGUCUCCGAGGACGACUUGCAAGAAAAGUCACAGACCCUGGAUCUUUGGAAUGGGCUGGUUACGUCCUCAUUCCAAUACAAAGGCAAGCGUGUUGAGGUUGAAACGGUCGCUUGCCACGACUCUGACACCGUCGCUGUCCGCAUUAAAUCAGAUCUUGUGCGAGCAGGCCAAUUGGGAGUCUUUUUUGACUAUCCCUAUGCGAGUGGAAAGAAUAAGUUUGAUGCGCCUUUUGUUGGGGUCUGGAAUCAGACGAACAGCCACCAAACCGAGUUGAAACAGAGCUCGCAUGCAGCUACUAUCGUGCAUACUCUCGAUGCAACACGAUAUCUCACAGAGAUUGAAUGGGAGGGAGCUGCUGAGAUCAGAGAGCCUAAGGAUGGAUCACACCGGUAUACGUUCAAAGGUGACGGGCAUGCCGAUACACUGUCAUUUACUGUAACGUUUGCCCCGGAACCUGUUAAAAAGGCCGGAGGUUUCCACACCAUCAAAGCUGGAUCCGAGAGCUGGUGGAAUGGGUACUGGAACUCUGGCGCCUUUGUAUCGUUACCCUCUGGUACGAACUCGUCUGCAAAGGAACUUCAACGUCGCAUCAUCCUGUCUCAAUACCUCCUCGCUGUCAAUGGUGCAGGUCGGGAUCCUGCUCAAGAGUCUGGCCUGGUCAACAACGGUUGGUAUGGCAAGUUCCAUAUGGAAAUGGUGUUCUGGCACCUCGCACACUGGACACUCUGGAACAAGUGGAAUCUGUACGACCGCAGCAUAGGCGUUUACGAACGUUUCUUGCCGACUAGCAUUGAGCGUGCGAGAGAUCAGGGUUGUGAUGGCGCUCGCAUCGGAAAAAUGAGUGAUCCUACUGGACGUUCAGCGCCGGGUCAGAUCAAUAGUGUCCUAAUCUGGCAACAACCGCAUCCGAUGUACUUUGCUGAGAUGGAGUAUCGCAGUUUCCCCACGCAGGCGACACUAAAGAAAUGGGACAACGUCCUUUCUUCCGCAGCAGACUUUAUGGUUAGCUAUGCUUGGUACAAUGAGACCACAAAGGUUUACGAUCUUGGUCCACCCAUGUACCCUGUGUCCGAGAACACUAAUCCAAACGAGACCAUCAAUCCCACCUUCGAACUCGCAUACUGGCGAUUCGGACUGGACGUAGCGGAGAAGUGGAAGCAACGACAGAACCAGUCGAUUCCAUCCAAAUGGGUGACAGUCAGAGAAAAUCUUGCCUCAUUCCCAGUGGAAAAUGAUGUCUACGUCUUAUACGAAGGCGUGAAAGACAUGUGGACUACACCCGAGCUUUCAGAAGAUCACCCUGGACUCCUAGGUAUCUACGGAUGGCUACCACCGGACUCACAAUUGAACCUUACAAUAUUUAACCAGACAGUAGACAAGGUAUACCAGUCUUGGAACUUCACUUACUCAUAUGGCUGGGAUUUCCCACUUCUAGCGAUGACGGCCGCGAGAAUGGGCGACGCUGAAACAGCUGUGAAUUGGCUGCUCGAUGAGAACAAUCAAUUCGAUGAGGUUGGUAUGCCAGUUGGCGGCACUCGAGUUCCAACUCCCUAUUUCCCGGCCAGUGCUGGGCUGAUGUUGGCUGUGGGAAUGAUGGCUGGUGGAUGGGAUGGACUCGAGGGACCUAUAUUUCCUGAAGAUUGGGACGUUAAAGUUGAGAACUUUGCAACGGCCAUGUGAAUUAGUGCUUCAUGUAUUUUGUACGACUUCAAUAAAGUUUUGUUAGAACCAAGCAAAUGCAUAAUAA
This is a messenger RNA of Aaosphaeria arxii CBS 175.79, 2510 nucleotides long. RefSeq lists its product as uncharacterized. Bases 341 to 2443 code for a protein of 700 amino acids. Gene Ontology annotation, biological process: carbohydrate metabolic process. The transcript has a single exon. The record is from RefSeq and is a predicted model, not a curated record. NCBI's taxonomy places the organism in Eukaryota, Fungi, Ascomycota, Dothideomycetes, Pleosporales.